GAGCCAGAGAGCGAGGCAGCUGGUAGAGUUGAGUUGUGUUUCCGCUCACUCACCUAGAAGAAGCCGAGGAGGACAAGGAACAAACGGAUCACUUUACUGACGGAACUACACGACGAAAACAUCACAUUUUUUACUAUUAUUUUUUACCACAUUCUAGUUUGGAGUUAUCGCCAUUAUUUUACCAUCUUUAAUGCCUUUAUUGUGAAGCAGAGAGAGGAGAGAGAGGACUCCACCGCUGGUAACCUUUACGUUGGUUAAGCCGUAGAGGACUCUCGCUGGUCGCCGGAGGAAAAGAUGUGCGAUGGAAUGGUAGCGUUUCAGACGAGAGCCCCGUCCUCCUCUUCCUCUUCCUCUUCCUCCACCUCCUCCUCCUCUCUAGCCCACAGGCUGGCUGCCUCCGCGCUUCUCCUCCUCUUCACCCUGCUCCCUCAUGGUCACGCAUCAGGUUGUGCGCGGCCACCCGGCGUGCAGCACGGAGACCUGCUGAACCAGACCGAAGCUAACCGGGGCUCCUUUCCCCCGGGCACCCUGCUGACUUAUGGCUGUGAGCCCGGUUACACUGCAGAUGGGACCACCACCAUCAUUUGUACCAGCUCUGGAGCCUGGUCCCAUCAACCGCCGCGCUGCAUCAGAAGCUCCGUGUGUUCGCCCCCCACUGAGCCAGAGAACGGCGGCUACCGCUGUCACCCGUCUCCCUGCCACCGCCUCACCCAGAAGACCGUCAUCGAGUACUUCUGCGACGAGGGCUACGCUCUGAAGGGGGACUACAAGUUCCUCACCUGCCAGAACGGCGAGUGGGACGGCCCCAUGCAAGUUAGCUGCCGACUCACACAAGGAGACAAAGAGCCGAGCUCUCCGCUAGGUAUACCCGCUCUGUCUAUUGUGGCGUCCACAGCGAGUUCUGUGGCACUCAUCCUGCUGUUAGUGGUGCUGUUUGUUCUCGUACAGCCAAAACUCAAGUCCUUCCAUCACAGCAGGAGGGAGCAGGGAGUCUCAGGCCAGUCCAGCUCCAUCAUGGUCGAGGGCGUCCAGGUGACUCUGCCCUCCUACGAAGAGGCCGUAUACGGAAGCGGCGGACCCUGCAGCGCUUCUGGUCCUCCUCCUUCCCCUUCUCCGACUCCUCCUCCGGCUCCUCCGGAGUCCCGGGUCCCGAUCGUGCUCUCCGAGGGUCUUCCUCAGGGAGCCAUGGGAGGCCAAGGCCCCAGCAGAGCCCGCCACCACAGAGACUUAGACUUCUGUCUCCCAUCCACGUCCUCCUCAUCGUCGUCCUUCUCCUCCCGCCGUCACGCAGAGACGGUACUGGUUCAUCAGGCCCCCUCUUCCUCCUCUUCCUCUUCAUCAUCAUGGGCUAGAGAUCACCCUGGGGGUGCAUGCGCAGGCCCCCUACCUCUCCGUAGAGACUCUGAGAGUAGCGAUCAGCACAGUCUGCUUUCUGUCACCUCUACGGAUGACUUCUCUGAUGAUAUCCCCCUGCUGAAGGAAGCAUGAAGCCUCCCAGCCCGCUAUCAGCGUCAGCAGCAGAGCCCUUAUUUCCCUAUCUGUCACUGCUGACCAGAACUGACUGUGGCUGUACUUCCCCCUUCGACUCCCCUCAGCAGAGAAAAGACUAGAACUGUGUCCCCGUCCUUCCCCAAUGCAACCUCUUCUGCCAUUGCUACCCAUGCAGAGCAAAAGCCAACGACGGAGCACCACUGGACCCAGCUGCUGGAUCAAACUAAAGACAAGCCGGACAAACAAAGUGGUGCCAGCUCAACAUAAAUCCUGUAGAUCCUAUGUAUAUGUAGAACAUACAUACCGAGUCAAGGUUGUGUACUGUAGGCUGUGUUUCACCAUACCUCCUCCUUCCUCUAUAUAAACAUUGCUCUCAGAGGCUUCAUCGGAGAAGGCUAUAGCAAUCGAGACACGUCGGCUCUGUCUGGGAUUACUGCGGAUAAAAAAAAAAAAACUAAAAAAACUUGUGAUGUUCGCUCCUGACGCCGUGGCGCUCAGAAUCGUCUUCCCGCUGUACUUGAAAAGUUGUGAGUGACGGCUGGGUUUUU
Sebastes umbrosus (honeycomb rockfish) is the source of this 2039-nucleotide messenger RNA. It is a transcript of the gene susd6, whose product is annotated as sushi domain containing 6. NCBI's taxonomy places the organism in Eukaryota, Metazoa, Chordata, Actinopteri, Perciformes, Sebastidae. The record is from RefSeq and is a predicted model, not a curated record. The transcript is spliced from 7 exons. Bases 295 to 1488 code for a protein of 397 amino acids.